AUGCCUGACUGGAAUUGGAAAGACCUUUUCACCAAUCGAGACCGGCGCGGAUUCCCCGAAGUUGUUGUACCUCUUUCCCGUGGCUCUGUCGCUGAAAGCAAAGAUGGGUCGAGCACCAGCCUCGACAUGGCCUCUAACCAAGAAAAGGGUGCUAGCGGGCCUCUGCCCGAUGGUGUGCUGACUUUGGAAGCUCUCCGAGCAGAAAUUGAAGCUGAUAUGGUUGCUUCCGGCCACGACACCGUUUAUGACCGCAAAGCAAAGGUCAUCAACCGAGCGGUACAGGAUAUUGGUAUGGGUCGCUACCAGUGGGGACUGUUCGUCCUCUGUGGAAUGGGCUGGGUAGCUGAUAACCUUUGGUUGCAGGGUGUUUCACUCACUUUGACUCCCAUUGCCAACGAGUUUGGUAUCUCUGAAGCCCACUCUCGGUUCGCUACCUGUUCACUCUUUGUUGGUUUGAUUAUUGGUGCUUCUUUCUGGGGUAUUGCUUCCGAUGCUAUUGGACGGCGCCCAGCUUUCAACAUGACGCUCUGCAUCUGUGGUUCAUUUGGUCUCGCCGCAGGCGGUGCGCCUAACUGGAUUGGAUUGUGUGCACUGUAUGCUUGCUUGGGUCUGGGCGUGGGUGGAAAUCUCCCCGUCGAUGCGGCCGUCUUCCUCGAGUGUCUCCCUCCCAAUUCUGGAAAUAUCCUAAGUGGUUUGGCGACCUGGUGGUCUGUGGGUACCCUAAUUGCCAGUAUGCUUGCCUGGGCCUUCAUCCCUAAUUUCUCCUGUGAAGAUGCUGCCCAUUGCACCAAGGCCAACAACUGGGGCUGGCGCUAUCUCGUCUUGACACUGGGUGCCAUCACUUUCAUGAUGUUCCUUUGCCGUUUCUUCUUCUUCACCCUAUAUGAAUCACCAAAGUUCCUUGUAUCCCGCGGACGACAGGAAGAGGCUGUGGCUGCUGUUCAAGGAAUUGCCUACAAGAACAAGACCACCACUUGGCUCACAGAGGAGAUCCUCAAUGAGAUUGGUGGAUAUCCAGAGGAAAACAACAAAGAAGGUCUUUCUCAUGGCGAGAUUAUCAAACGAUCUUUCGAAAGGUUCUCCUACCAGCAGAUUGCACCUCUUUUCAAAACCAAGCGGCUUGCUAUAUCGACCAUUUUGAUUUGGUUCUGCUGGGCUUGCAUUGGAUUGGGCUAUACGCUCUUCAAUGCAUUCCUUCCCCAAUACCUGAGUGCUAAUGCCAGCACGUAUGAAACCUACCGAAACUAUGCCAUCACUGCUGUCUGCGGAAUUCCGGGACCGCUUCUUGGCUGGUUUACUGUCGACAUUAAACACUUUGGACGUAAGGGUACCAUGGCAGCCUCGACCGUGAUUACAGGUGUCUUGCUCUUCUGUUUCACAGCCUCGAAGGAUGCAAACGUUCAGCUAGUGUGCUCUUCUUUGGAGUCAUUCUUCCAGAUGAUCAUGUACGGCGUUCUUUACGCUUACACGCCCGAAGUCUUCCCUGCACCCAACCGAGGUACUGGAUCAGGUAUCGCUAGCUGCCUCAACCGAAUUGCUGGUCUGAUGGCGCCGAUUAUUGGCAUCUAUGCUAGUACUAAUGCCGUUGUGCCUAUCUAUGCGGCGGGUGGACUGAUUUUGGCGGCCUUCCUCGCUAUGUGUUUCUUGCCCAUUGAAACUCAGGGAAGGCAGACGAUGUAA
Molecule: messenger RNA, 1680 nt
Organism: Penicillium macrosclerotiorum
Lineage: Eukaryota; Fungi; Ascomycota; Eurotiomycetes; Eurotiales; Aspergillaceae
Exons: 7
Coding region: 1-1680 (559 amino acids)
Biological process (GO): transmembrane transport
Molecular function (GO): transmembrane transporter activity
Source: RefSeq, a predicted model, not a curated record